Messenger RNA from Strongylus vulgaris, 420 nucleotides. The record is from the annotation of a GenBank genome assembly. NCBI's taxonomy places the organism in Eukaryota, Metazoa, Nematoda, Chromadorea, Rhabditida, Strongylidae.
AUGAUUAUACGAUUUGCGAAUAUCGUUCAAGCUAGAAGAGGAUUGAUAGCCUGCGUGAGUGCAAGAAAUAUUCACUCCAAGAAGAUAGAUGAAUCUGGCAAAGGACUCAACAAGAAAAAGGCAGUUGCUAAAGAGGUUAUCGAAGCGGAAAGGAAAGGCAAACAAGCUGAGAAAAAAAUUGCUGAACACAGCAAAAAUCUAAAAGCGUCCACCAUCGAUGAAGUAAAAGCCCCUAAAGAAUCGCUGAAAAGGCUCUAUCCAAGUGGAGACGUCAGAAAAGUGCAUGAUAAUUCUUUGGAAAAAAUCCAGCAGAGAGUAGAACACGUCAAAGAAGAAAAGAAAAAGGCUGAGAACGUAAAAGGAGUCAUUGGAAAGGCAAUGCACGAGUCUUACGCCGGUCAUAUACAGAAGAAAUCAUAA